This is a messenger RNA of Nerophis lumbriciformis (worm pipefish), 1308 nucleotides long. Lineage: Eukaryota; Metazoa; Chordata; Actinopteri; Syngnathiformes; Syngnathidae. The record is from RefSeq and is a predicted model, not a curated record.
AUGGCUGCAGCCAGGAAAAAGCCUCCCGGCUCCGCGUCUCCCCUUUGGACAACAUUCCAGACGUUGUGGCAGGAAAAACAUUUAAUCCUCUUCAAGACCGAGUAUACCUUUUUAGUGGUUUCCGUCUUGUGGCUCUUAGAAAUCGGGAUCAAUGUAUGGGUCAUUCAUAAAGUGUCGUACACUGAGAUUGACUGGAAGGCCUAUAUGGAUGAAGUGGAGGGAGUCAUCAAUGGAACUUAUGACUACACUCAGCUUAAAGGAGACACUGGCCCCUUGGUGUAUCCGGCCGGUUUUGUGUAUAUCUUUACCGCUCUUUACUACAUCACCAGCUCUGGGGCCAACAUCCGUCUGGGCCAAUACAUUUUUGCUAUGUUCUACCUCAUCACCUUGCUCUUAGUCUUCAGAAUAUACUGCCGCACCAAAAAGGUUCCUCCUUACGUCUUUUUCUUCAUGUGUUGUGCCUCCUAUCGGAUCCACUCUAUCUUCGUACUGCGUUUGUUUAAUGAUCCUGUGGCAAUGAUGUUGCUUUUUGCAGCGGUGAACCUUUUUAUCGACGGCCGCUGGUCCCUGGGCUGUUGCAUUUACAGUUUAGCAGUGUCUGUGAAAAUGAACGUGCUCCUCUUUGCCCCGGGACUACUCUUCCUCCUGUUGUCUGAGUUUGGUUUAAUCAAGACAUUACCAAAACUUGGUAUAUGUGCGAGCAUACAGCUCUUGUUAGGUCUGCCUUUCCUCCUGGAGAAUCCCGUCGGCUACAUGAGUCGGGCUUUCGAUCUGGGGCGACAGUUCAUGUUCAAGUGGACGGUCAACUGGCGCUUCCUGCCCGAGUGGCUCUUUUUGAACCGCUACUUCCACUUCCUACUGCUGGUGGCUCACCUGCUGAGCCUGCUGCUUUUCGCCCUCCGUCGCUGGAAGAGGUCUGGAGAAAGCCCACUUGAACUCUUAAAGGAGCCUAGCAAGAGGAAAGUCCCUUCACAGAAAAACACUGUCAACCAGAUCGUGCUCAUCUUGUUCACCUCCAACUUUAUCGGCCUGUGCUUCAGUCGGUCAUUGCAUUAUCAGUUUUAUGUUUGGUACUUCCACACGUUGCCCUACCUGCUGUGGGGUGGAGGUAUUAAAAAGAUGGCCCAUCUGCUCAGGGUCCUCAUCCUUGGUCUCGUUGAGCUUUCAUGGAACACUUAUCCUUCGACGUGCAGUAGUUCUGUAGCUCUCCACGUGUGUCACCUCAUCAUUCUCCUCAGUCUGUGGUUGGCCCCUCCUGCUACAACUGUAACGCAAAGAAAAGCACCAGCCAAGGACAAAUGCCAAUGA